AUGACCAAGAGGGGCGCCAGCCUCUACGAGGCUGCGGUCGAUGAUGAGAUGGCUGUCUUGGUGGAUUGCGCGAGGAAGCAUCAGGGGUGUCCCAAGGUCUUUGAAGAUGUGGGCAACUCGAACGACGGACGCGAGGUCAGCGACGGAGAGUUGGGCAAGGAUGAGGUCGAGGAUCUCAAGGGGGAGUUGAUCAAGCAUGAUUUGAAGCUAUUGAAGGUCCAUUGUGAGGUGGCGAUGCCGAGUGACUGA
Colletotrichum truncatum is the source of this 249-nucleotide messenger RNA. The record is from RefSeq and is a predicted model, not a curated record. Lineage: Eukaryota; Fungi; Ascomycota; Sordariomycetes; Glomerellales; Glomerellaceae.